AUUUUGUUGCACCCCAUUAAUUCAUCCUUCUUUUUUAUGGGUUUUGCGUUUUCAAAAAAUUAGUUGAAAAAAGGGUGAAUGGACUUAAAAAUUUCGACUCAGUGGGUGUGAAAACAUCAGGAAUAGCAUUUAUUCUUGCAUUGGCCGAUCGGACCCAUUGAAGAUAUCAGUUUGAGCUUUGAGGCUGUUCUGCUGUUUCCAACUUGUGACCCCAAUUAAAUGUUGGCCUCAAUUUUUUUUAUACAAGUUGAUAUUAAAAACACAGUUUAGUCAUCUUAUCAAGAAUCAAUCAUCAAAGGCAAGAAAAAAAAAAUCUACAUAAUAUUAUAAGGUAAUAAAAGGAAACAAUAUGACUAGACAACACUGUAAACCCUAGAUUGGCUACCUUGUAACAUAUAUAUUAUGAAAUAGUUGCAUAUUCGCACCGAACAAUCUGGGGGGAAAGCUGUGAUGGAGCUGUGUAUAAAUAAAUUAUAGAGACCAAGGGUGAAAAUGGUGAUAAAAAAUCAUGAAUUGGGUUGGUGAUGAUGGGGUGAUGAAGAAGAAGAUAAAAAGGGGGGGAGGAGGUAAAUGAACAGUGGAAGGGUGAAAGUGGUAAAGAUCAAAGUUGAAAAAAAUAUUAAAUUAACGGGGGUUGCGCGGUACUAGAGAACGGGACCGCAUUAAACCAUAGGGUCUAGCAGGGUGCCCAUUUCUUAUGUGGGUCAUAGCUUUCUCUCUCGAUGCUUAUAAGUGUUGUCUGUCAUUGGGAAAUGAUGAGGACAAAGUAUUUGGUUUGAUCAGGGAAAAUAGCUACUAGCAAUAGCAAGAAGCAACUCUCCCAAGGUGUAUGACCAGGCCCCUCCUUUCUUUCUUUCCUUGCUCAGCUAUGUGCUCUCUCACACUGUCUCAUCUUCGAAAAGCCCACACUCGCUUCAUCCAAUAAUAUUUCCUCAACAUUUCUCUUUGCAGUGAAAGAACAAAAAAAAAAAAAAAAAGAGGUACUUCCCAUUGGGUUUUUCUUCUGUUUUGCUCCCAGACAGAAGAAGCUGCUCCCAAUCCCUAAACAUCUCUCUCCAUUCAACACUUCCACUUCAAUUUUCUCUGUUUUGGCAGCAAACAACUACAACGCCCCCUGUUUUUUCCCUGUCUUAAAUUUUGCUUCCAAAUUAAACCCUCUUUUGGUCUCCGCUACCCCCAAUAUUACCACACACUGUCUCUCUCCCUAGUUAUAGUGUGCUUUUCCUCUGUACGUUUAAAGAAAGCAACCCGUGGCGGAGCUAGCAAUAUAGCUCUAGCGACUCUAAAUCACCACUAAGAAAAAAAAAUGACUGAGCCGCAAAGUUCAGAAACAGAGAGCAGCUCCAACUCAUUAUCUUCGCCUCCGCUAUCACCCUCAUCUCCAGGUUCAACUCAUUCACCUCCUAACUCGGUCCCUAGCACAACCACCACUCCAAAAGCUAAACCGGAAACCACCUCAGAUUCUAAUAAAAAGAUCAAGAGAAUGAGGGAUUCAAGCAAGCACCCAGUUUACCGCGGCGUCCGAAUGCGAAACUGGGGUAAAUGGGUGUCCGAAAUCCGCGAGCCACGCAAAAAAUCACGCAUUUGGCUCGGUACUUUCCCUACCCCUGAAAUGGCAGCUCGUGCACACGACGUGGCUGCUUUAAGCAUCAAAGGCAACUCAGCUAUUCUCAACUUCCCUGAACUCGCUAACUGUUUACCUCGACCCGUGUCUUUGGCACCCCGUGACGUCCAAGCUGCAGCUGCCAAAGCUGCCCAAAUGGACAAAUUUGACUCUCCAUCAUCAUCCACUUCCAGAUUGUCAUCGCCUUCAUCGCUUUCGUCUUUGGUUUCUCAGAUGGACUUGUCUUCAGGGUCAGACGAGUUAAGCGAGAUAGUGGAGCUGCCAAGUCUUGAGACAAGUUAUGACUCGGUUGAGUUGAAGAACGACUUUGUGUUUGUGGACUCAGUGGAUGGAUGGUUUUAUCCUCCACCUUGGCUUCAAAGCAUGGAAGAUUGUGGGUAUGUUUGUGAUCAGUUAGUAGUGCCGGAGGGCGUUUUACAAAAUGGCUUCGCAGAAGGUUUGCUAUGGGAUUAUUAGUGUUUUCUUUUCUUUUCUUGUUCUUUUCCUUUUUGUGUAUGUGAAUGUCGUGAGUGUGUAUUAUUUCUUUUCUUUUUUCUUUUUCCGGUUUUAAGCCCUUCUGCUUUUUCCUUGAACGGCUAAAACUGUCUUUUUUAUUUUUUGUUCUCUCUCUGUUUAUGUGAUAUGUUUCCCUUGUACAGCGUUUAGAAUGGGAAGGAAGAGGAAAGUGUCAUAAAUUUCUUCCCUUCUGGUUGGUACAAGCACGUCAAAGGCCUUAAAGCCUUUCUUUCUUUUCUCCCUCUGCUAAGAGACACCAUAACACAAGCUUGAAAUCAAGUUCAACAAUGAAAAUUCUAUGCCUGUUCUGUUAUUGAAAGAAAAUAUAAAUUUCUAUGAAAAUAUAGUAUGAUAAAAAAAAAAAAAAGUUGAGAGAGUUGAGACAGUACAACUGCAAAAUGCAGUUUGGAUAUAUGAUACAGGGCUUGUCAAACAUAGAGUAAGAAGGGGGGACCUGCCACUAAAAAGCUCUAAUUCUCCAUGUCAUGAAUGCUGAGGUUUGCUUUUGGCAGAUGCAUGCCAGAGGGUGAAAUACAGUGAAGUGUUAAAGUGACAAUUUUCCCCCAUUAGAGUAACAGUAUCUAUCUACGCUUUUCUACUUUUUAACUUUCCAUAAAUAUAUAUUCUCUUUUCUUUGCCCGUCAUAGAUGAACAGUAAGUAGUUGUGUUGUUCAGUCAGUUUCUGCUUGGAUUUUUGUUCUUCUUUAGAUUGAGUUCAAAAAUGGUGGCUAGAAUUGCCCUCGUGCAUGUAAUAGAAUAAUUGGAUUUUUUUUUUAAUUUCUCUUUCCGGAUAUUAGACAAAAUCAAAGCAAAAUUAUAUCUGUUCAUCCUUGGCAACGAAUAAUUAAGGAUGGAUGAUCCCAAUCCAAUCCUG
This is a messenger RNA of Durio zibethinus, 2993 nucleotides long. Lineage: Eukaryota; Viridiplantae; Streptophyta; Magnoliopsida; Malvales; Malvaceae. The record is from RefSeq and is a predicted model, not a curated record.